Messenger RNA from Salvia splendens (bonfire salvia), 1417 nucleotides. RefSeq names its product B-box zinc finger protein 19. The transcript is spliced from 6 exons. The record is from RefSeq and is a predicted model, not a curated record. Gene Ontology annotation, molecular function: zinc ion binding. Lineage: Eukaryota; Viridiplantae; Streptophyta; Magnoliopsida; Lamiales; Lamiaceae. Gene Ontology annotation, biological process: photomorphogenesis; regulation of DNA-templated transcription. Gene Ontology annotation, cellular component: nucleus. The coding region runs from base 405 to 1040 and encodes 211 amino acids.
GUGGCUCUGGAUAAAAAAAAUAACGGGGCUAUUGAAAGCGUUAGCCUUAUAGUGGAUGCUCUGAGACAUCCGUACACGAGCGGGUCGGCAAAAAACUGUUUCCGGUCGUAACACAAACAAUCUCUCUCUCCUUUGUAUCUCCGAUUCCAAAUUUUCCGAUCGCCGACAGCCUAUCCGUUUUCACAGCCGUACAGAAACUCCACCGCCUAGCUUCAGUUCUUCUCACGCACUAAGUGUGAUCCACUGCGUGCUCGUGUGCACACACACCAUAUGCUUUGGAGAAGUCGAAAAUUCCCAAUUUAUACGAUUCAUUAGCUCGGAUGGAUAAGUAUAGAAUGUGAAUUUGAAGUAGGUAUUAGUAAAUACGAGUUUUGAUCGGUCAGAGAAAAGCUUCAGCGGUGAUAAUGAGAACUCUGUGCGACGUCUGCGAGAGCGCGGGGGCGAUUUUGUUCUGCGCCGCCGAUGAGGCGUCGCUCUGCCGCGCUUGUGAUGAUAAGGUUCAUAUGUGUAACAAGCUUGCUAGUAGGCACGUGCGAGUUGGACUAGCCGAGCCUAGUGAAGUCCCACGUUGUGACAUAUGUGAGAAUGCUCCUGCUUUCUUUUACUGUGAGGUCGAUGGAACUUCCCUUUGUCUACAAUGCGAUAUGAUCGUCCACGUUGGUGGCAAAAGAACCCAUGGAAGAUAUCUUUUGCUGAGGCAGAGAGUUGAGUUUCCAGGGGACAAACCUGGAAGUGGGAGCUUGGACGAGCCAGGAUCACAUAGACUGAAUCUUGGUGAAGCCAAGAGAGAACCUUCUCACAAGCCAACAAUUGGAGGAAACGAGGAUGUGGUAAAUCAUUGUGUUUCUGCUGAUCCAACUCCAGAAAACAACACUGAGAAUGAUGGGAACAUGGAGAAUAUGUUUAUCGACCUCAAUUCCAGACCUCAAAGGAUGCAUGGUCAACCUCCAACGCAUCAGGGACGUCGGGAUGGCGACAACAAUCAUCAGUCUGAAAGUGUCGUUCCAGAUGGAUACUUGAAAACGGAGCUUGAAAAGUAAUGAAGGACGACUUCUACUUUUUUUUUAUCUUUCAGCACGGACUGUGUUUUGGGUUUUGAACUGUAUCCAAAAUGGUUGUCUUGUUUAAAGUGCCCUCGUCUGCACUUUGCAGUCGAGAGAUGCAAUGAAGCUGGAGUUUGCUGUUGUAAUCAUCUAUACAAAAGAACUCCUUUUCACUUCACCUCACUGAAAUGUUUGAGGUUUCUAGUCGUGGAGAGAAACAUUUAGCCUAUAACAAAAUUGCUAUCUUAUUUAAAUUUCUCGAUCCUAUAAGGUAUUGUAGUGUACGUAUAAUGAGCUGUUGAAUACGCUAUUAUGUAAUCAAGAGGGGACAACCAUAGUUUCAUAGUGAAAUGCUAGAGUCAAUUGUUCUGAUC